Molecule: messenger RNA, 2163 nt
Organism: Vitrella brassicaformis
Lineage: Eukaryota; Vitrellaceae
Source: the annotation of a GenBank genome assembly
CGUGCUUUGAUGAUGGCGAUUGGUGAAUUGAUUUCGCUCUUUGCGCCCGCCCUGUCGAUGGUGAUGGGCACAUUUCUAUCGUUCUGCAUCGCCCCCUCACACCAGGCGCUAUCGCUUGUCCAGGUAAGACAAGACAACAGUCAGAUCCACGCCUAUCCAAUGCAGCCAUGAUCCAAUGAAAGCAGCAAUGGAUGCAUCUUGUCCUUACUUUGCCUUUGGGUGCCUGCAGUACUUCGCUGCGGGUGUGAUCUUUGCUGCUGCUGGUGCUGAGCUGGUGCCCAAGGUGCUUCGCGUCCAUCCGCCUACCCCUGCCGGCGAGAUCCCCGCGCCAGCGUGGCAGCAGACGCUUGUGGUGUGCGUCAGCUUCCUCGUCGGCAUAUCGGCUAUGCUGGCUAUCAAGGAGCUGUGCAAGCCAGAGGAGGGCGAGCAGGAGAAGGAGAAGCCGCCCCAGCGACCAGCUUCACAGGUGGGAGAGCCCACAUCCGCGGAGACGCCUUCCGUCCUACCGCUCGAACGGACACGGAGCGAGCCGUCGCUGGCACUCGUCACCCCCGCUGCCCGGGUCAUCAAGGUGGAGAGGCGCAAAUCCUACCUAAAGAACGCCAUCGAGGCGUGGGAGCUAUGCAAGAGCUGCCAGCACCAGGGCUACUGUGCGCUGGCGGCUGAGCGUCUCAAGCAGCGGCAGAAGGCGAAAGCGAGGGCUGUCAGGGGCGACCUGAAGGAGAACCUGCUGGGCCAAGAAGACGACACAGAGGGGGAUGUUGAGGACGGCGAGACGCCCCAUGCUCAGUACGCGCCCGGCAAGGGGCCGAACUGCCCACCUGGCGGCUGCGCAACGUGUCCAAACUACAAGCCCGUGGUGCCACGGAUCAAGGAAGAGGCCAUCCCUCACUCUCUCGACCACCUCUCCGCUCAACAGCACUAUGCGCACCCGCACCUUGAUGUGGCAGUCGACGUGCUGGGGAGGCCCUCUCGUGCUCUGAGUGUGCCUCACUCCGACUUGAUGGAGGAGGAAGACUUGCCCUCGCCGGACAUCGAUAGGACCACAUCAGUCCCCCACAACGGCCGAGGUCAGUCCGUCACGGCUCGCCUUGUCGACUCGAAGCUGGACUCAAUCAACACGCCCACAGACGGCGUGACGAUCGAUGCUCAACACUCUCCGCCGGCAAAGGCGCGUGCGGUCAUGAAGAACAAGACGGCGCCCAUUGAGGAGGAGGAGGCGGCUGUCUCGUCAACUUCACCGAUCGGCGGGUCGUUCAUUGGGCUGGCUAAGGCCCUGCCGUGGUCUUUCGUGUGUGCGGUGUGCGCGGACGCGAUGGCCGAUGGGCUGGCCAUCGGGGUGGUGCUGGCGACCAGGUAGGUACACACACAUGCAUGCACUGUGCACAUGCGUCAACAAUGGCCUAAGCUUUCUCAUGUCUGCGUGGUCUUGUCUGUCUUCAGCGCGUCAACAGCUGCAGUAAUUGCCAUUGGCACCAGCCUAGAAAUGAUGGUGAGUUGCAGAGAGAGGAGAAAUGCACGGCCGCGGCCCGCUUCUAUUUUCUAUAUGUACUCAUGUUCAUUUCGUUGUGGUCUUCUUUCUUUCUUUCUUUUCUUUCUUCAGUUUGUGGCCUUCACCUUUUGUCUGACGCUGCAGCCGUACGGCCGGUCUCGCGCACUGGUGACAUCGGCGCUGCCGCCCAUCCUGCUGGCCCUGACGACCUACCUGGUGGCCAAGUCGGUGCAGACGAUCGAGAGCAUGGGCCACGGCCUCGUCUACACCGGCUUGUCGUCAUUCGGGCUCGCGGCCCUCCUUUUCCUCGCCACCGACGAGUUGCUGCAGGAGGCCUAUGAGAACCAGAGUGCCGACAUCAGCCUGGCCAGCGUCCUCUUUUAUCUCGGAUUCUUGUUAGUGAUCCUGGGGGAGAACCUCACCAAACAGAUCAGCCCUGUAGACUGACCGAGGGGUGGAUAUGCCGGGUGGUGUGUUGUGUUUCCUUCCUCUUCAAUGGUGGGCGAUGGAGGGCGCGUAGUGUGCUUUCUUCUGUCUGAUGAUGUGAUGUGGCUGGCUGAGCACUAGAAGAUGGACGGACGGGUGUUGUGUUGAGUGAUGGGUGAUGUGACUUCUGAAUGUCUUGUUUGUGACGACCAGUGACGUGACAUGGAUCCACUGACAUUGCUAAG